CCAUUAUUAUUAAACUCGCCAUGCAACAACGUAAUUGAAAGAAAAGAAAAGAACAGAACAACAAAUAGGACAGCAACAAAAGGGGAAGUCACUCUGAAGUGGUUUUUUUUCUUUUUGAGAGUUGUCAAUUUCAUUCGGAUUGUGGUGUGAGGUGUUGGUUGGUUGGUGAUCAUUAUUAUCUCGGUUACGUAAAACCAAACAUCACCAAAUAAAAACAGAAGGACGAAUUUUCUGUUUUUUUUUCUUCUUUCGUUUUUCAUUCCUACAUUACAUUCCUUCACAUUCCUCAGCUGUUUCUUCACAUGAUCCGAUCUUGACAAGAUGCCGAACGUAGAAAUGAAAUUCAGUUACCAUCACGUUGUCAUAUUCUGUUUGACAUUUUUAAGUUAUUCAUUUUUCCAUGCAACUCGUAAAACUCUCAGCAAUGUCAAAUCUUCCAUCUCAGAUGAAUGGACAAUUGAAGGGUUCUUCAAAAGCAACAGAACCCAUCUCAGGAUCUUGCCUAAUGAAACAUGGAACAGUCGUUCUGUAUUCGAACAGAAGGAAGCAGAUAUUUUCCUCGGUUACAUGGACACCAGUUUUAUGCUGUUUUAUGCUUUCGGUUUGUUUCUGUCUGGUUACCUUGGAGACAAAUUUGAACUCCGGAAAGUUCUGUCAUUUGGAAUGUUCAGCAGUGGUAUCGUGGUUCUUUGCUUUGGCUAUGUCACCGAAGUAACACACACAUACAAAAAAUAUUUAUAUAUGAUUCUGAUGGUACUCAAUGGUCUUCUGCAGUCUUUGGGGUGGCCAUGUGUUGUUGCUAUUAUGGGAAACUGGUUUGGAAAAUCAAGCCGUGGUUUUAUCUUGGGUCUCUGGAGCUCUUGUGCCUCUGUGGGUAACAUCAUCGGUGCCCUAGUCACUGCACGUGUACUAAAGUAUGGCUAUGAGUAUUCUUUUCUAAUUACAUCCACAUUUUUGAUUGGACUUGCAAUUAUCAACUUCUUUAGCUUGAUCAGUUCUCCAGCAGAUUUACUAAGAUCCAGGAAAUACGUCUAUGAACCAAUUGUAGAUGCUAAUGAAGAUGUUAUGUCCCCACAUUGUUCUUACACUGAGAGUGAUGUUAUGUCCCCACAUUGUUCUUACACUGAGAGUGAUGUUAUGGCCCCACAUUGUUCUUACACUGAGAGUGAUGUUAUGUCCCCACAUUGUUCUUACACUGAGAGUGAUCCUCUACUUCCGGAAGAGAUUCCUGAAGAAGAGGAUGAAGACAAAGAUGAAGCUAUAAGAUUUUUGGAUGCCUUCAUGUUGCCUGGGGUUCUUUUGUGUGCCUUUGCGUAUGCCUUCCUGAAGCUGGUGAAUUACUCUUUCUUCUUUUGGUUACCCCUCUACCUUGACCGCAACUUCCACUGGUCAGAGGAUACGGCAGACAAGAUAUCUAUCUGGUAUGACGUUGGUGGUAUUAUAGGUGGAACUGUUGCAGGAUAUGUAUCUGAUCGUAUUGGGAGACGAGGAAUCGUAGUUGUACCGAUGUUGAUUUUCGCUAUACCAUCUCUUGUUCUCUAUUCCUACCUGCCGACCAGUGUCAGUAAAAAUAUGAAUGCAUUUAUCCUGUCGAUUUGUGGCUUAUUUAUUGGCGGUGUUGCUAGUUUGAUUAGUGCUGCCAUCUCUGCUGAUCUAGGACAGCAGAAGACGUUGUCAAAAAACAAGCGGGCUCUUGCAACAGUCACAGGUAUCAUUGAUGGAACAGGUAGUCUCGGUGCAGCUAUUGGACAGGUUACCCUACCUUACAUUGAGACCGCAUACAACUGGGAAUGGGUCUUCUACAUGUUUGUGAUCAUGACUGUACUCACGAUCGCUUGCCUAAUGCCAAUGUUUAUCCGAGACGCAAGAGAAACCUUGCCGUGUUGUAAACGACGCAAUAACACAGAUGCUGAAGUAUCCGUAGACCCUCCGGUUCGUGAGAGACAAAACACUGCCCCUUACAGUGAUCCUCCACCCUCAUACGAUGAAAUUUCAUGAAAAGAAAUAUGGAAACAAAAAACUCAAAAAAAAAAAUGAAAUAAAAAAACCCAGCUGCUCAGAAAAAAGGAAAAAGGACAAUUACAAACCCACAACGUGAAAAUGACUAUAUAUUUUGAAUUGCAAAGAAAAUUUCUGAAGACAAACAACGUCUGUCACAAAGAUAAAUAGAUUGGGAAAAAAACACAACGAAAUAUCAAAAUAUUAAUCAUAUCUAUUGGGGAA
Octopus sinensis (East Asian common octopus) is the source of this 2223-nucleotide messenger RNA. RefSeq names its product sugar phosphate exchanger 3. The record is from RefSeq and is a predicted model, not a curated record. NCBI's taxonomy places the organism in Eukaryota, Metazoa, Mollusca, Cephalopoda, Octopoda, Octopodidae. Gene Ontology annotation, cellular component: endoplasmic reticulum membrane. Gene Ontology annotation, biological process: transmembrane transport. The transcript has 21 exons. Gene Ontology annotation, molecular function: transmembrane transporter activity. The coding region runs from base 322 to 1998 and encodes 558 amino acids.